Molecule: messenger RNA, 1192 nt
Organism: Zophobas morio
Lineage: Eukaryota; Metazoa; Arthropoda; Insecta; Coleoptera; Tenebrionidae
Product: retinol dehydrogenase 13-like
Exons: 6
Coding region: 128-1141 (337 amino acids)
Source: RefSeq, a predicted model, not a curated record
UACAAAAAGUAGGGUUAUAGUUUGCUCCGUGGGGUGGUCGAAUAGAUGUCGAGGAUUUCGAGGUGUCGGUAGAAGACAAAAAUAUUGUAUACCUUUUAGUGAAAUCUACAAAACAAAUACUUUAAAAAUGUUCAAAAAGCAGGUUUCGAAGCCAAUUAAAAUCCUUAAUUUUAAAAUGUCGAAAACGAUGUUUUACGCAAGCGGUGCUGCAGCCACUAUGGGCAUCACGUUGUUAAUCAAGGAAUGGACCGGAGGACAAAAAUUACAACCCAAUGUCUUGGCCGAGGGAAAAGUAGCAAUUGUAACAGGAGCUAAUACAGGUAUUGGUAAAGAAACGGCACGAGAUCUGGCCAAACGAAAAGCGAAAGUGUAUAUGGCAUGUCGUGAUUUAAAACGUUGUGAAGAAGCUAGAAGUGAAAUAGUUUUAGAGAGCAAUAAUAAGUAUGUGUACUGUAGGGAGUGUGAUUUAGCUUCAUUUCAAUCUAUUCGAAAUUUUGUUGAGCAAUUUAAGUCAGAGCAACAACGUUUGGAUAUUCUUAUUAAUAAUGGAGGAGUGAUGAGAACUCCCAAGUCCACAACUAAAGAUGGAAUUGAAUUACAACUAGGUGUUAAUCACAUGGGACAUUUUUUGUUAACUAAUUUGUUAUUGGAUGUAAUGAAGCAAUCUGCACCAAGUCGAAUUGUCAAUGUUUCAAGUGUGGCUCAUAAAAGAGGGAAAAUAAAUAAAGAAGAUUUGAAUAGUGAUAAAAGUUAUGACCCAGCAGAUGCAUAUGCUCAAAGUAAAUUAGCUAAUAUUCUUUUCACAAAAGAACUAAGCAAGAAAUUAGUGGGCAGUGGAAUAACAGUGAAUGCUGUGCACCCUGGUAUAGUGAAUACAGAAAUAAUUCGCCACAUGAGCUUCUUCAAUAGUUGGCUGGCAAAAAUUUUUAUUAAACCUCUAAUUUGGCCAUUUAUUAAAAACCCUGAUCAAGGUGCCUAUACUGUAAUUUAUGUAGCCUUGAGUAAUAAAUUAAAGGGUGCAACAGGAAAAUACUUCAGCGACUGUGAAGAGGCAGAAGUUAGUGAAGCUGCAAAUGAUGAAACAACAGCUUCAUGGUUGUGGGCUGUAAGUGAAAAAUGGACACGACUGAAUACAUCAUAAGAUAAAAAGUACUUGUAGAAAAAAAUAAUUUAUAAAUUUUUUAAAUAUGUU